AUGGAAAAUGAAUAAGAAAGUUAAUUUUUUAAAAAAGGGAGUAUAUGCUAUGUAUCUUAAAACCAUUGGUUAUAAGCAAAAAGUAUAAGAGAGAAUAUUUUAUUUGGCGAAGAAUAUGAUGAAGUUUGGUAUUAAAAAUGUAUAAAUGCUUGCGAUUUAUAAGAAGAUUUGAAUUCUUUAUCAUAAAAAGAUUAAAAAAUAAUAAUAUAAAAUGGUAUUAAUUUAAGUGGAGGAUAAAUAUAAAGGAUUUGUAUAUGUAGAGCACUUUAUUCGAGGAAAGAUAUUUAUUUAUUUGAUGAUAUUUUUAGCAGUUUAGAUAGCCAUGUUUAAUAAAAAAUAUUCCAAAAUGCAAUUAUAGAUUUACUAAUUAAUGAAAAAGAAAAAACAGUGUUAUUUUGUUCUUAAAAUUAUCAUAUGUUUAAUUAUUAAAAAACAUUUAGUCAAAUAAUUCUAAUUGAAUAAGGAUAAAUAAUAUUAAAUUAAUAAAUAAUAGAAUAAUAUAUAUAAAGAUAAAUUUAAUAAUAAUAACAAAAAUAAUUUAGUCCUUAAAAAUAAUUAGACUUUAGUUUAUAAUUAAAUUAAGAAGAUGAAUAAAGAGAAUAAGGAAGUUUUAAUAUUUAAGUUUAUUUUUCUUAUUUUUAGUCUAUGAAUAUAAUAUUUUUUAUUUGCUUUUUAAUUUCUCAUAUAUUAUGUCAAACAAGUUAAGUUUUUAUUGAUUUUUGGUUAAAAGAUUACAUAUAACCUGAAUCAGAUUUUUAUAAAUAAAUUAACUAAUAAAUAACAUUUUAAUAAGCGUUUAUGUAUUUCUUAUUAAUUAAUAUAAUCUUUAUUUGUUUAAAAUGUUUUCUUUUUGUAAUUGUUAAUUAUUUUAGUUCUUAUAAUAUAUUUAAUAAUUUAAAUAAAUGCAUUAUAUUUAGCAAAAUGUCUUUCUUUGAUAAAACUUCGUUAGGAAAAAUAAUGAAUAGGGUAUCUGAUGAUAUAUUUUAAAUAGAUUAAUCUGCUUCUAUUAAUUUUAAUGAGCUUUUAACUUCUUAUGUUUAGGUUUUUGGAUAUUUAAUAGCUAUAGGUUAUAUUUUUCCUUAUACUUUAAUAAUUUCUUUCGUAUGUAUAUUUUCAAUGUACUAUUAUUAUGCUAAAUUUACUCGAACUAAUAAAGAGUUAAAAAGACUUAAUUAAGUAAAUUAUGGAAAAUUAAUAACUAAUAUAAAUGAAAUUUGCGGUGGAUUAGCAAUUAUAAGAUCUUUUAAUCAACAAGAAAAUAUUUUAAAGGAUUUUUUAGUAAAUCUUAAAGAUUUUAAUAAUUGCCUUUUAAAUUUGUAAGCUAUAGAAGUUUGGCUUUAAAUAAGAAUUUUAUUAAUUUCUAAUUUAAUUUGUUUUUCUAUAUGUAUUAUUUGCCUUUAUUUUGUGUUUUAAAAUGGUUUGAUUAAUUAUAAUAACUUUUCAAUGAGUUUAGCCUAUUCAAUUUUAUUCUGUUAGUCUUUUUAUGUUUUGAUUUUUUAUUAAAUUCAAUUCGAAUUAAAUAUGGUCAAUAUGGAAAGAAUUAAAUAAUAUUAUAAUAACGAUUAAGAAAAUAUAGAAUGUUAUAAAUAAAAUUAAAAAGAAAUAAUAGUAAAAGUUGUUUAGGAGGAAUAUAAUUAAUAUUAAAUUAUUUUUAAAGAUGUUUCUUUUUCUUAUGAAAAUGAGAAAAAUAAUCAUUAAUAAUAAUAUGCAUUAUAAAAUAUUAAUUUUAGAAUAAAAAAAGGAUAAAAAAUAGCCUUUUUGGGCAGAACAGGUUCAGGAAAAACUUCAAUUAUUAAUUUAUUGUUUAAUUUAUACCCAUUUUAAUAAGGAAACAUAUUUAUUGAUGGUUAAGAUAUAUUAUCAUAUUCACUAAAGUAAUUAAGAAAUAAGAUUUCAAUUAUUCCUUAAUUCGGGUUUCUUUAUAAUGCGACUAUAAAGUAAAAUUUAGAUCCUGCGGAUGAAUAUAAAGAGGAUGAUUUAUAAAUUAAAAUAUAAAAAUUUGAUUUUAAAUUUAAAUAAGAGCUUGAUUUUUUAGUUGAUGAAAGUGGAAAUAAUCUUUCAAAUGGAGAAAAAUAAAUUAUUAAUUUUUUAAGAAUUACUUUAAGAAAUUCUGAUAUUAUUUGCAUAGAUGAAGCUACUUCUAAUAUGAACCCUGAAACUCAUAAAUAAAUAACUGAUUAUAUAUUAGAUAUGGCUAUAGGAAAAACUCUUAUUUAUAUAACUCAUAGAAUGGAAAGUAUUGAUAAAUUUGAUAAUAUCUUUAUAUUAGAAAAUAGUAAAAUUAUAGAAGAAGGAAAUUUCGUUUAAUUAUCUUAAAAUCAAAAUGGAUAUUUUAGUAAAAUCUAUAAUAAAAAAUGA
This is a messenger RNA of Ichthyophthirius multifiliis, 2358 nucleotides long. RefSeq lists its product as hypothetical. The transcript has 2 exons. Gene Ontology annotation, biological process: transmembrane transport. NCBI's taxonomy places the organism in Eukaryota, Ciliophora, Oligohymenophorea, Hymenostomatida. Gene Ontology annotation, cellular component: membrane. The record is from RefSeq and is a predicted model, not a curated record. Gene Ontology annotation, molecular function: ABC-type transporter activity; ATP hydrolysis activity; ATP binding.